GGUACGUGGUGAGGUGACCGCUAUUGAACUAUGGCGUUCAACAAGAUUUGGUAUACUGUAGCCCUUGGACUUCUGUUGCCCUUUUCUUAUGCCCACACGGACUUCUUCACUUCUAUUGGUCAUAUGACAGACUUAAUUAAUACAGAAAAAGAUCUGGUGGUGUCACUGAAAGAUUACAUCAAGGCAGAGGAAAGCAAGCUGGAACAGAUCAAAAAAUGGGCAGAGAAACUGGAUCAGCUGACAGAUACUGCUACGAAAGACCCAGAGGGGUUUUUGGGGCAUCCUGUUAACGCGUUCAAGUUGAUGAAACGGCUUAACACAGAGUGGGGUGAGCUGGAGAGCCUGGUUCUGAAGGACAUGUCAGAUGGCUUUAUCUCCAACAUGACUAUCCAGCGACAGUUUUUCCCAAAUGAUGAAGAUCAGACUGGUGCAGCAAAAGCCCUCUUGCGGCUUCAAGACACGUAUAAUUUGGACACGGACACCCUCUCAAGAGGGAAUCUUCCAGGUGUGAAGCACAAAUCCUUUUUAACAGCUGAAGAUUGCUUUGAGCUGGGAAAGAUUGCCUACACUGAAGCUGACUACUACCACACCGAGCUCUGGAUGGAACAAGCUCUGAAACAGUUGGAUGAGGGAGAAGUGUCUUCUGCAGAUAAAGUCUACAUUCUGGACUACCUGAGUUAUGCUGUGUAUCAGCAGGGGGAUCUGGGCAAAGCCAUGAUGCUCACCAAACGCCUUCUGGAACUGGAUCCUGAACACCAAAGAGCAAAUGGGAACAUGAAAUACUUUGAAUAUAUCAUGGCUAAAGAAAAAGAAGCAAAUAAGUCCAGUACGGAUUCAGAAGACCAGACGGAGAAGGAAACUGAGGUUAAGAAAAAGGAUUACCUGCCCGAGAGAAGGAAGUACGAAAUGCUGUGCCGUGGGGAGGGUCUCAAAAUGACUCCUCGGAGACAAAAAAGACUCUUCUGCCGCUACUAUGACGGAAACAGGAAUCCUAGAUACAUUCUGGGCCCUGUCAAACAGGAAGAUGAGUGGGACAAACCUCGAAUUGUUCGCUUCCUUGACAUCAUCUCCGAUGAAGAGAUCGAAACUGUGAAAGAACUAGCAAAGCCGAGGCUGAGCCGUGCUACUGUUCAUGACCCUGAGACUGGGAAACUGACCACAGCACAUUACAGAGUCUCUAAGAGCGCUUGGUUGUCUGGAUAUGAAAGCCCUGUGGUAUCUCGCAUUAACACAAGGAUCCAGGACCUAACAGGACUCGAUGUCUCCACAGCAGAGGAACUACAGGUGGCAAAUUACGGAGUGGGAGGACAGUAUGAACCCCACUUUGACUUUGCACGGAAAGAUGAGCCAGAUGCUUUUAAGGAAUUGGGAACAGGCAACAGAAUUGCUACUUGGUUGUUUUACAUGAGCGAUGUGUCAGCAGGGGGAGCUACUGUCUUUCCUGAAGUAGGAGCUAGCGUUUGGCCUAAAAAGGGAACAGCUGUGUUCUGGUACAACCUCUUCCCAAGCGGAGAAGGAGAUUACAGCACGCGGCACGCGGCCUGCCCGGUACUAGUUGGAAACAAAUGGGUAUCCAAUAAAUGGCUCCAUGAGCGGGGACAGGAAUUCCGAAGGCCGUGCACUUUAUCAGAGUUGGAAUGAUGCAGGCUCGUCCUUUGUCUCCUCUGUAUUCAGUUUGUGUAAAAUGCACACAUCUCCUACAGUUUACAAUUGACUAACACUCCACUACAGGUUCAGUCUUCAACUACACCGGUGUUUCAUCUGUGGACAAAACAAAUGUGCUUUUAGUUCCCUUAAAAUAUCCCCUUAAGGUUUUAUGAACGGAAUAUAUUAAGGUCUAUGAGUGUUACAAGAAAACAAAAAAGGACACAAUACAGGGCCACAACGAACGGUGGCGGGGUGUGUGGUGUUCCCUUCACCAUCGCCCCUCUGAUGAGCACGGAAAGCCAGCGGCUGCUCGCUUAGAGUCCUCCUCGCAACUGUCAGUCUGCUGAGGGGGGGAUGAUGGAAUGGGAGGGCUCCGUUCUAAGGAAGGCUGAAUUAAACCCGUUCGUAUUCCUCAAUUUCCAGACAUUCGACUCCUUGCUUUUCUAGAGGGCUGACCACUACUGUUGACAACUGCGGGCACGGUUUGUGUUUCUCUGGGGUACAGGUUAUCAACGUGUGUUUUAGCCUGGUUUUCCACUUCCACAAAAGCCCCCAUUUUUAAACUGUCUUCCGUCUCAGCCUCUGUGGGGAAUCUGGCUCUUAACCUCAAAAACGUGAGCCAGCAGUUACAUACGCAUAGGUGAGAUGCUUCAGCAGCGUCGUGUCGAACACAUGCCCGCAUCAGAGCGGCCUGACAACAAUUACAGCCCCUCUUCCCUCCAUUUUUUUUCUGUUAAUGUUUGUCCACAUGAACAAAUGCUGCUUUUGUUCUGUCUUAGUAUGGUCAACUCCUACAUCUGUUCCUUGGGCAGUGGGGAUGAGAACGCUACCAUCCUCAGUAAUCAAAAUAAUUGUGCCUUAGGACACUGGAAUUUCAAAUUGGUUAUGAGACUUCAGGUGAUGAGGUAAUACACGGUCCUCGCAGAAUGCUCUCCACCCUCAUCCUCCCAGUUCUCAAGGUUUUGUGAGAAACAGAUGGCCUAUUUAUCAUCCUAAAUCUGUCUUAGAUGCUUUUUAUUCUGCAAAUGUUUUUUCCGCUGCGGAGUGUAUGCAGGCAGUGACACGCCUGUGUCACAGGCCAGUCACGGGGCGACUGUUUGCGCAGGAUGCCAGAGAAGGCGCCCGCUCUGGAUGGUUUGGUGUCGCUCACCUUGCGGAGGCCGCCUCCGCUG
Messenger RNA from Nipponia nippon (crested ibis), 2819 nucleotides. Lineage: Eukaryota; Metazoa; Chordata; Aves; Pelecaniformes; Threskiornithidae. The record is from RefSeq and is a predicted model, not a curated record.